Messenger RNA from Onthophagus taurus, 1320 nucleotides. RefSeq lists its product as uncharacterized. NCBI's taxonomy places the organism in Eukaryota, Metazoa, Arthropoda, Insecta, Coleoptera, Scarabaeidae. The record is from RefSeq and is a predicted model, not a curated record.
UUAGUUCUUUGUCGCUCUAUUAUAAAGACAACAUUAUCCAAUAAUGACUAACACAAAUAACGAAAACAUAAUUCCUCUAUUAAACACAGUAUCAAAAAAUGAAAACAUAUCAAAUCCUCAAUACGAAAUAACUUAUUCAAUGAAAAAAGGCGACGGUUAUUUAAGUGUAAUCUACGACGCAAAAAUUAAAAACGACCAAAACCAAGAAGUUCUAAGUGUAAUAACAAAAAUAUCACCAGAAAAUCAAAUAUUUCGAGAACAAACCCACAUCGAAAACGUGUACAAAAACGAAGUAUUGUUUUACGAAGAGAUUUAUCCGGCUUAUUGCGCCUUUCAAAAGGAAAAAGGUUUAAAUUUAUUCGAUUUUGCUCCGAAAUGUUACGCGACGACAUUAGAAAGUAACAAAGAGGCGCUCGUUUUGGAGAAUUUGAAAGACCAAGGUUACAAACUUUGGAACCGGAUGGUACCGAUGGACGCAAAUCACAUCGAAUUCACUUUAAAAGCGUACGCUAAAUUACACGGAGUAAGUUUCGCUUUUAAAGAUCAAAGGAGGGAAAUGUUUGAUGGAUUCCGAUCGAAAAUUGUUGAUAUUUUCGAGGAUUUUUCACGAAACGAUUUGCAUCUCGAAGUUUUUAAUAAACUUGCCGAAAAUACGGUUAACUUUUUUGACCCAAUAAAAGAUGAAAAAUAUGUAAAUAAAUUUAAGGAUUAUAUCAAAACAAUGCCAGAUUUUACUACAAAAUUUGCGAGUAGAAAUAUGGAUGAAUACGGAGUUAUCGGUCAUGGAGAUUGUUGGUGUAACAAUAUGAUGUAUAAAUACGGUGAUCCCAAAAACAAUUUAAAACCUACCGAAAUUCGUUUCAUCGAUUACCAAAUAAUUCGUUAUGGAUCUCCGGUGACCGAUUUUAGUCACUUUUUUUAUACAUCAAGUUCAAAAUCGGAAUUAGACAACAUCGAAUAUUACCGAAACAUUUAUUACGAUGAAUUAACUGCAACUAUAAAACAACUUGGAAGCGAUCCCAACGAAUUGUAUCCAAAAUCGGUAUUCGAUGCGCAUUGGAAAAAGUAUUGCGUCAAUGGGUUAAACGUUGCGCUAUUUCUAAUUAGGAUGAUGACGACGGAAGCUGAAGAAAUCCCCGAAUACAAUGAUCUUUCCGAAGCAAUGAAUGUAGUGGAGAAAAUGAGUUUUGAACCGAAAAAUGAUGGUUAUAAAGAACGGGUACGGGAUGUGGUGAUGCAUUUUUAUGAUAAGGAAUAUAUUUAGUUUAAAUAUAUAAUCAUUAGGAAUAGAAACAAAUAAAUAUUAUUUUAUAAUGAAAA